AACAGGUCUGUUAUCUCGUACAAGACGGACCAGAAGCCUUUGUUUUCCACAGACACCGUCGCUGGCGCAGAGAGCAUGAGCAUCUAUGACGACAUGGAUGCCGACGUGCUGAGGAACUACCAGGAGUUCGCUCUGGUCAACAUCAUCUACUUGGCCCUGAAGGAGUCGUCCUGCUCCGAGCAGAGCGCCAGGAUGACCGCCAUGGACAGCGCCAGCAAGAACGCCUCUGAGAUGAUCGACAAGCUGACGCUCACCUUCAACCGCACCAGGCAGGCCGUCAUCACCAAGGAGCUCAUCGAGAUCAUCUCUGGAGCCGCCGCUCUGUAAGUCCUUCACCGUUCUGGUUUU
Molecule: messenger RNA, 348 nt
Organism: Plectropomus leopardus (leopard coralgrouper)
Lineage: Eukaryota; Metazoa; Chordata; Actinopteri; Perciformes; Serranidae
Source: RefSeq, a predicted model, not a curated record